AUGAUGCAGAAGAAGAAGAAGCGAUCACUAAAGAAGAAGAAGUACCAGCCAAAGAAGCCGAGGAAGAGCAGGAGCUUUGAAAACUUCAUUGCUGAGACUCUUGCAUUCGGUAUCGAUGCAGUAGUUCCACUCGCUCGUUGUGGAGUUGUAGACGAUGCUGAUGGCGCCGCCGCCGUUGGUUUCGAGAUCGACUUUAGUGUAGAGGGUGGGUUAGUGGUAGUUUUGAUUUGUGAGACCAGACACGUGCUAGAUCGAUAG
Molecule: messenger RNA, 258 nt
Organism: Botrytis fragariae
Lineage: Eukaryota; Fungi; Ascomycota; Leotiomycetes; Helotiales; Sclerotiniaceae
Exons: 2
Coding region: 1-258 (85 amino acids)
Source: RefSeq, a predicted model, not a curated record